Rotaria sp. Silwood2 is the source of this 921-nucleotide messenger RNA. NCBI's taxonomy places the organism in Eukaryota, Metazoa, Rotifera, Eurotatoria, Philodinida, Philodinidae. The record is from the annotation of a GenBank genome assembly.
AUGUAUGUCUUACCCGUCUCUGGCUUUGUUGAACAUCCUAAUUCAUCGUUGGAUAUGACCAUUGAAUUAUCCGUAAAUAUCGAUAGAACAGUUAUUGCGAUGAUUGCGUUCUUGGAAAAGAUAAAUGGAUUUGUAACUAAUUGGCGGCGAUCAACAGUCGCCGAACAAAUGAUCAUGAGAUACUAUCGAUUCAUGCAAUUGAAAGCUUCAUAUCCCAACGAACGUCUUGUUCCAACAUUGGACAUUGAAAUCGUCUGGCAAACUCAUUUGUUACGUCCAGACAUGUAUCGAGACGAUUGUCUUCGAUUAUUUCGUCGUGUCAUCGAUCAUUCGUUAUUAAUAGAUAAUAUCGGAGAAAGCCUCAAAGAACAAGCUUUUGCCAACACCUGUCGAUUGAAUGAAGAACGUUUUGGAGAACAAUAUUAUCCUUUACUAGUGAACAAAGAGGAAAAUAAAGCUUGGUCGCCAUAUCGACAUUCAUUAUUAAGUUAUAUUGAGUGUCCUAUUCCGGCAUAUUCCUAUUGGGAUGAUACAUGGUUCAGAUUUGCAUCUGAACUACCGAACAACUACGAAAAUCCAUUUUCAUUCGUCAAAGCAAAUAUUAUUCUCGAUAGCUAUUGGUUUGAAUUGUACCGCACUGAUAUGUAUGGAGUGGAUCUGAAAAUCAUGGCAUAUGAUUCUCAAGUACAGCAAAUCGCUCUUCGCUCGGCAAUGAAACGACUGAGAAAAUCUUACGAACGGUUUUUAUACAUGGUAGCCAAAUAUUUAACAAUGAAUGGAAAUAAUUUUAUACAUCCGACAUAUGCCGCAGGAAUCCAAAUUUUAUUGAAAAGACUACUUUUAAUUGAUUUCCAUUUUACAGAUCGACAUUGCAUGACAUUCUCAUAUGCAAGAACCAUUGAAAUAUGCAGACGAUUGUAA